AUGAGCCGCUCGAAGGGGCAUAAGCCGACUGAUUCGGCGUCGAAGGAGGUUGACACGGUCAGCCCUGCGACGAAGACUGCCGUCGCGCUCGAGUACGCCUCGUUGCGGCACGCGUCGCACUGUCCACUGGGCGUCUAUGUCGUCCCCUCUCUCGAAAGCCUUCUCCUGUGGGACGCUGUCCUCUUUGUCCAUCAAGGUUACUACAGCGAUGCCGUUCUGAAGUUCCGUCUCGCGUUCCCUCGCAACUAUCCCGAGCGUCCCCCUGUCGUGCAAUUCGUGACGGAUGUAUUCCACCCCCUUGUCGCGCAGGAUGGUAUAUUCAACCUCGCUCCGCGAUUCCGCCCUUGGAGACCAAAGGAACAUCAUGUGUUUGAUGUCUUGUACUGGGUGAAGGCUGCUUUCAAGAAGAAUGCGCUCGAUAGUCUGGAGGAGGGAGACUGCCUGAACAGGGAAGCCUACAGGUGA
Molecule: messenger RNA, 465 nt
Organism: Schizophyllum commune H4-8
Lineage: Eukaryota; Fungi; Basidiomycota; Agaricomycetes; Agaricales; Schizophyllaceae
Product: UBC-like protein
Exons: 3
Coding region: 1-465 (154 amino acids)
Source: RefSeq, a predicted model, not a curated record